Callorhinchus milii (elephant shark) is the source of this 2005-nucleotide messenger RNA. RefSeq names its product carbohydrate (N-acetylgalactosamine 4-0) sulfotransferase 14 (gene chst14). The coding region runs from base 66 to 1127 and encodes 353 amino acids. Lineage: Eukaryota; Metazoa; Chordata; Chondrichthyes; Chimaeriformes; Callorhinchidae. Gene Ontology annotation, biological process: carbohydrate biosynthetic process; dermatan sulfate proteoglycan metabolic process. The record is from RefSeq and is a predicted model, not a curated record. Gene Ontology annotation, cellular component: membrane. The transcript is spliced from 2 exons. Gene Ontology annotation, molecular function: sulfotransferase activity.
AGUCGGUUAGUGAGGGCGGGAGGAGCGGGGCGGCGGCGCCGGUGGUGGGGGGGGCGCUGGCGGCCAUGGGCGGGCUGGCGGCGGCCCGGGCGGCUCGCAGAGCCGUGUUGUUGCCCACCAUGCUCACGUUCGCGGUGAUCGUGGCGUCGGGCGGCCUCCUGCUCAUGAUCCAGAAGGGCAUGUUGGCCGAGGUGGACUCGCUGGCCACCGCCCGCGCCUACGGAGCGAGGAGACGGCCGCAGCGCAGCGGAGAGCCCGACCCCGGGCAACAGCGGUUACUGGAGCAGCCAACAGACCCGGACUAUCAGAUUGUUCAAGAGAUUCGGAAUCGGACUAUUCAAAAUGUCUGCAAGCAUAGGAGUAUGCCACACAGCAUCUGGGAUUUAAUACCAACUCAUCGGCGGACCUUACUGAAACAUAUUCUAGUCAACGAUGAAUAUAAGUUUUUGUAUUGUUAUGUUCCAAAAGUUGCAUGCUCUAACUGGAAGCGUGUUGUUAAAGUUCUGAAUGGAGCUCUGGAGAAUGUGGAUGUGCAAAUUAAAAUGAACCACAAGAAUGACUUAGUCUUCCUGGGAGACUUGAAGCCAAGUGAAAUUAAAUACAGGCUCAGAAAUUAUUUUAAGUUCAUAUUUGUUCGAGACCCUAUGGAAAGAUUGUUGUCUGCCUACCGGAACAAGUUUGGUGAGAUUGAAGCUUACCAAAAGAGGUAUGGAAUGGAGAUUGUUAAAAGAUAUAGGAAAAACAUAGGGCAGUCCAAGGGAGAUGAUGUUACAUUUACUGAAUUUUUACAAUACUUGCUGGAUGAAGAUGUAGAAAAGAUGAAUGAACAUUGGAUGCCAGUUUAUAACCUGUGCCAACCAUGUGCUGUGAUGUACGAUUAUAUUGGCUCCUAUGAACAAUUGCACAGUGAUGCACGGUUUGUACUUCACCGUGUUGGGGCCCCGGAGAAUGUUCAGUUUCCUCUAAGACAAGGGUGGUAUAAACCCGUCACUAAAGAGACCUUACAUUAUUACCUGUGUAAAGUGCCACAAGGACUUGUAAACGAGCUUUUGCCAAAAUACAUUAUGGACUUUUCAUUAUAUGCCUAUCCACUUCCAAAUGUUACAAGUGAAUAUUGUAGACAUUAAAAGGACUGUAACGUUGUUGGUAGUUUCCCCCGCCACUUACAAAAGUAUAAUUUGAAGAUUUCUUAUGGCAUCAAUGUCAUCACAUUGUGUGUGAAUGUGUGAUGGCAAUGUGAUUCACCACAUUGCCCCCUCCAGCAUCUCACUUCCAGCACAAGGCUCCCCUCCAGCAUUUCACUCCCCCAAAGUGGUGAGGAUUCAUCUUUUAAGGCAUUUGAGUUCUGAAAGUCUUACCAAUUGUUAUUAAUUUCAGAAUUCGUAAUGCAAUUUUUAGAGAUUACUGAUCCUGGGCCAGUAUACACUGAAAAUAACUUCAAUGUCAGAGGCCCAGAUUGCCUCAAGAGAAGCACGCUAUCUUCUGGCUGUUUGAUCUGUUGUUCUUGACUAUUUAUCCUUGUUCAGACACCUCUCUCCUAACCACAAGUAGGGUUCAGAUGUUACAUCAUUGGUAUUUUUUAAUCACUUGGAUACUUUCAUAAUGUUUAUAUAGUGUAUUACGAUAGAAAGAUGGAAGCCUUAAUCAUGAUAUUGAGGGUAACAUAAUUUGCCACUUAUAAAGCUGUUUACAGUGAGUGUAUAUAAUAUAUGGACUUGAAAUAUAAUUAUUUUACCUUUUAGACUAUAAAAAGCGUGCACUAUCUCCUCAUUAUAACCUUGCUUUAUUCAUUGCUUAUGCUUUCCUCUCCAGAAAACAAUUCUGUGGAAUCCCUUAGCUAUUUGUGGCUUCCACAGAUAGUUUUGUUGAAAGGUGAUGCAAAAUAUUUAGAAUACAAUUCAAUAACUGGGGAGCUAGCUGGGCUGAAGGUUGCACAAAAUGUUUUUUUCUUUUUAAAUAGGUAUAUUUUUAUGAUGCUACAAUAUAGGUCAAAUAAACCAUUACU